Molecule: messenger RNA, 435 nt
Organism: Hydractinia symbiolongicarpus
Lineage: Eukaryota; Metazoa; Cnidaria; Hydrozoa; Anthoathecata; Hydractiniidae
Product: transmembrane protein 170A-like
Exons: 4
Coding region: 1-435 (144 amino acids)
Source: RefSeq, a predicted model, not a curated record
AUGAACACUACUGCAACUCCACAACAAAUUAGAACUACGGAAAACUCAGAUGAUUUGGUUUCAUUUAAAGAUAUUUCAUAUCAAAUUUUCUUGUACUGCUUGGCAACAACAGUUUUAGUCCAUGGUCUUGCUGCGUUACUGGCUCUCAGGUCACUUCGGACACAUAAAAUUGGUCGUUACUUGUCCAUUCUGUUGUUUGUAUCUGGAUUUUUGUAUCCGCUAACAGGAGGUAUUAUUACAAUGGAACUAGAACAUUUGAUAGCUUGUAAUAUUUUUCUACAUAAAUGGAAUCUUAAAAGAUUACGCUGCUGUAUUGCAUGGAUUUAUUCGGCUGCUGGCUAUAGAAUGGGCAAACCGUUUGCUUUCUUUUUCGGAGGUGGUCAAACGUUAGUUUUAGUUGUUGUUUCCUUCUCUCGCGUCUAUGGAACAUUGUAA